AGUGAAGAGAGCAUUAAAGUUGGACACUGUUAAAAAAGAUAAUCCAUCUGAUGCAACACCUUUGAAGAUCAAAAAGAAAAAUCUAAACUCUUACUCACCGACAACAGGAACGCGCCAAAUGAGUCCAUUUUCAUCUCCCACGAGUCAUAAUGCACAAAAUCUCAGAAAUCGCCCAUCAAAUGGAGAUGGAACUGAGCAGAAUGAUUCAGAAAGCAGGCUAUCCAGAAGAGGGCAGCCUCAAACAGAGGAGGAUGCGUUCAUGGAAUUGCAGUCCAAAGUGAAAAGUUCAUUGGCUAGAAUUGUGAAAAUAAGAGCAAAUCUGACAAGUCUACAGGCUUUAGAGGGCAGUAGAGAGCUUGAAAAUAUUAUUGGCGUCUCAGACUUGUCUUGCGUCUUGAGUGCUGAAGUGCAGAAAACCCAAGUGCUAAUGAGUCAAGCAGAAGAACUGCAGCUGUUGAAAAGAAACCAGGGAAAACUUCCUGCCCGAGAGUAUGUCCAGACUGCCAGUAGCUCUGCCUUCCUGAAGUCGCUCCUUGACUGA
Molecule: messenger RNA, 541 nt
Organism: Fulmarus glacialis (Northern fulmar)
Lineage: Eukaryota; Metazoa; Chordata; Aves; Procellariiformes; Procellariidae
Gene: ITGB3BP
Product: integrin beta 3 binding protein (beta3-endonexin)
Exons: 7
Biological process (GO): regulation of DNA-templated transcription; CENP-A containing chromatin assembly
Cellular component (GO): nucleoplasm
Source: RefSeq, a predicted model, not a curated record